Molecule: messenger RNA, 735 nt
Organism: Bolinopsis microptera
Lineage: Eukaryota; Metazoa; Ctenophora; Tentaculata; Lobata; Bolinopsidae
Exons: 6
Coding region: 1-735 (244 amino acids)
Source: RefSeq, a predicted model, not a curated record
AUGCCAUGUUUAGCCUUGCCAGAAAGAAGUCUUAGCUCAAGAAAAAGAAGAAGAGCCGUUAAAUUGGAUGAUACCAUCAGACCGAAAUGGGCUUUAAUCAGAUUCAAAGAUCUGCCCCAAGAACCCGCAGAGAUUCUCCCUGUCGACAGAUUAUACACUGAAUCAAAUGAGAGAGCCGUCUGCUCCAGUGUAGCCAAAGGGGACACAUGCUUCGUGACUUACGAAACAGUGGGGAAGAGUGGGGGAAAAGAAGGCAGAGACCUGUCCUGUGGAAAUAAUGCAGCUCAUAACUGUGAACUUCUUCCUGCUGCAGUGGAACAGGACCUCCCUAGAGCUCAGGAACCAAGCCAACUCAUUCCUGCUACAGUGGAACAUGAACCCAGGUCCCCAACCAUCGAGCCUUUAAGUCCCUCCCCUGCGACUAGCAUAUCAAGGACUCAUUGGUCUCCCAUGACAAGCACCCCCACGACACCUUUCUCCCAAGUUAUCGACCCGCUCCACAACUAUGAGUUAAUGAAGAGAGUAAUGGAGGAUGCCCUUGCACCGUACAAGCAGGAUUUGGAGAAGGUGAAGGAGAAGACUAAGUGCUACAAGCGAGAAUUGGAGGAGGUGAAGGAAGAGAUGAAGAGCUACAAGCGAGAAUUGGAGGAGGUGAAGGAAGAGCUGAAGUGUUCUAAGAGAAGGAAAAGGAACAAGCCCGGCCCUGGUAUGUACCAAAUCGUAUUUAUAUACUGA